Lymnaea stagnalis (great pond snail) is the source of this 2488-nucleotide messenger RNA. NCBI's taxonomy places the organism in Eukaryota, Metazoa, Mollusca, Gastropoda, Lymnaeidae. The record is from the annotation of a GenBank genome assembly.
GAUGAUGACAUAGACGACCAUGAUGGUGCAUCCAAAUGGCUUCAAGGAAUGGGAUUUGACAAAAAAGAUUUCCCAUCUUUACAACCCUUCAAAGUGAAACUGUAUCCUUGAUUAAAAGUCAGAGUGGUCACCUUUAGCUGAGAUAAAACACAUUAUAUUUAUAUAGUUUGGGAAUUUCUUUGUGUAUUUUUUUUAAUCAGCUGGUAACAAUGAUAAACUAAAUAUGUCCCCAUUGCUCUAUUUUUGUCACAUUUUCGGAUGAUCCAGCUUUGAUCUUUAGAUAAGAUCAAUUUCAAUAUUUGUUUAUAUUUUAUUUUUUUUACAAAAUUUUACCUUUGCAAUAAAUUUUUUAAAUUGGUCAAGAAAAAACAUAUCUUUAAACAUUUAGUAUUAUUGUACAUAGUAUUCCUUAACUAAAACAGACAGAGGGAAGGUUACCGAGAGAUUGACAACAGGCCUCAGUCCAUGAUUUAUGUUGAAGGUGUUGAUGUUCAUCCAUUCUUCAACCUUCUCCUCAACUAUUCCUCUUGCAUUGCGAGCAGUGGUCCUCAACAUGGAAUCCCUCCUACAAUUCUGUCACCUGUACCUUUUGUUGGCGGUACUUUAGUAACUAAUACUGUAUGUAUUACUCUUAACUUUAUCCUUUAGUCUAGGGAUUGCAGAUUUUGGAACUGUUAUCGCAGAUCUGGAUUUUCAUGAAUGACAUCGCUAGUACUGGAGGACCAGCUCCACUAGUCUGUAUGAAAGACUUUGACAUGAAUGAUAUCGCUAGUAUUGGAGGACCAGCUCCACUAGUCUGUAUGAAAGACUUUGACAUGAAUGAUAUCGCUAGUAUUGGAGGACCAGCUCCACUAGUCUGUAGGAAAGACUUUGACAUGAAUGAUAUCGCUAGUAUUGGAGGACCAGCUCCACUAGUCUGUAUGAAAGACUUUAACAUGAAUGAUAUUGCUAGUAUUGGAGGACUAGCUCCACUAGUCUGUAUGAAAGACUUUGACAUGAAUGAUAUCGCUAGUAUUGGAGGACCAGCUCCACUAGUCUGUAUGAAAGACUUUGACAUGAAUGAUAUUGCUAGUAUUGGAGGACCAGCUCCACUAGUCUGUAUGAAAGACUUUAACAUGAAUGAUAUCGCUAGUAUUGGAGGACUAGUUCCACUAGUCUGUAUGAAAGACUUUGACAUGAAUGAUAUCGCUAGUAUUGGAGGACCAGCUCCACUAGUCUGUAUGAAAGACUUUGACAUGAAUGAUAUCGCUAGUAUUGGAGGACCAGCUCCACUAGUCUGUAUGAAAGACUUUAACAUGAAUGAUAUUGCUAGUAUUGGAGGACCAGCUCCACUAGUCUGUAUGAAAGACUUUAACAUGAAUGAUAUCGCUAGUAUUGGAGGACCAGCUCCACUAAUCUGUAGGAAAGACUUUAACAUGAAUGAUAUUGCUAGUAUUGGAGGACUAGCUCCACUAAUCUGUAGGAAAGACUUUGACAUGAAUGAUAUCGCUAGUAUUGGAGGACCAGCUCCACUAGUCUGUAUGAAAGACUUUGACAUGAAUGAUAUCGCUAGUAUUGGAGGACCAGCUCCACUAGUCUGUACGAAAGACUUUGACAUGAAUGAUAUCGCUAGUAUUGGAGGACCAGCUCCACUAGUCUGUAUGAAAGACUUUGACAUGAAUGAUAUCGCUAGUACUGGAGGACCAGCUCCACUAGUCUGUAUGAAAGACUUUAACAUGAAUUAUAUCGCUAGUAUUGGAGGACCAGCUCCACUAGUCUGUAUGAAAGACUUUAACAUGAAUGAUAUUGCUAGUAUUGGAGGACCAGCUCCACUAGUCUGUAUGAAAGACUUUGACAUGAAUGAUAUCGCUAGUAUUGGAGGACCAGCUCCACUAGUCUGUAUGAAAGACUUUAACAUGAAUGAUAUGGCUAGUAUUGGAGGACCAGCUCCACUAGUCUGUAUGAAAGACUUUGACAUGAAUGAUAUCGCUAGUAUUGGAGGACCAGCUCCACUAGUCUGUAUGAAUGAAAGACUUUGAGACCAACUUGAUGUGUAUCUGUAGCAUAAAUACUUUCGAUGGUAAAAAAUACAUUACAACUUUAUGUCAACAUUUCAUUACAGAUGAAGCACUCUAUCAUAAGAGAUGAAUUCAAUCAUGGAGAUAUUCAGAGUCAAACAUCCCAUGUUUUUGAAGUGACUGGUCCACUUUUACCUCAUCAUACACUGAACAUAGCCUCUGUCUUACAGUCCAGUCCAGAAGUGAGUCGAUCCACAAUCUCCUACAGUACACACCAUCCCAGUGCUGCCCUCAACUCACAAACGGUCAACCAAGAAGACAAGGACAAGCUGGCCAGUGGGCUAAACAAACUAUUUGUGGAUAUUUCUCAGGCAAACCCUGGUUUAAUUGGAGAUUUGAAUGAGAGACUUGCACUCCCAGCUGUCCUUGAGAAUGGCACGGCUAUCAAAGAAUUGAAUAUACUUCAGAAAGGAUUUACUUGGAGUUCUUAA